UCUUUCUCCCCUAAUAAAUCGUGCAUCGUGACGUAUAAUUCAAGCGACGCAAAUUCUAAUGAUAUGAAAAACCGACGUAGUUCUCGUCGGACGGAUUGUUUGUAUUCCGGGCUGUUGGAUAUCAAUGCUGCGUUUCGUUUCUGCCUGGUGAUGGCAGAGUUUUGCCCUCUUCCCGCCUCAUGAUGUGUCAUGGAUGUGCCAGGGGUCGACACACCGCAGCCACUGUUCGGACCCCAAGUUGCCUGAAAGGGAGUGGUCGCCUGAAUCUGUGGACACACGCCCUGCCAUUUCAGCAUCUCCCACUCCACUGCAGUCCCAGUGGGGGAAGGUGGCGUAGAUCACCCAGGGAAUGGCCACGGUGGCCGGUGGACUUACCUGCCGUCAAGCUCUUUAAGAGGAACACGUUGGCAACUAAAUGCCUUUCCGCUUCUCUCGGUCAGUCCGAGCUUUUGUACAAGGUGGGGAACCCAGAGUGCCUCUGUCCUUGUGCUCCUCUAGAAAGCUCAAGAUCAGCACACCUUUCUCUGGCUCUCUCUUUGUUUACAGGUGUCCCGUUUGAGGGGUCCUCCUUGUACAUUCAGAGUUUAAAGGAACCCCAGGGGCAUCUGGCCGAAAACGCAGUCACCUCUUGUUCCUCAAAGUCAGCUGAUCAGAGGAAGAAACUGACAGGAAGAGGCACAGCGGAGGUUCUUCAGGCAACAAAGAGAUUGAGGCUCACAGCUUAUAAGGAAGUAAGAACCCUGUGUCUGUUGAUGAGGUUCUCCUUUAGAUUCCAGUACCGGUGCAGAGCCAGGAAGUCUCGCUUAGGGAGCCACAGAAAAGCCAAGCACUUGUAUCGGAUCUCCACACUCAGGGGCAAGAGGCUGCGAACCGAGGUGAUCAGAUACCUGUCCAAUCUGAGCGCGGAAUUGAAGGGAUUGACUAGAGAGGUAAAUGCUGACCAUCUGCUGAAACUGAAGGCUAAGAGUCUGACGGUGCGUGGGAGGGAUGGGGUAGGACCCGCAGAAAUGACCAUGGUGCAAGACGGCCACGUUAGCAACGUGCCUGUGGGUGGACACGGCCGUACCUCAGGGAGAAAGCGCACGCCCAAAUCGUGCGACUGCUGUGGUCACAGCUGUGGGUCCCUGUCAGAUAAGGCCCCGAGCUCAGAGAAACCUGAAAGGAGGGGUAGAAAGAAGAGGACACUGGAGACCAUGGAGGAGACCCCUCUGGAGACCACAAAGGAGACUCCUCUGGAGACGCAGUCAGCCAACAGCCCGCAGGAUGCUCAGCUCAACGGCACUGUAAGCCCGGAGGGUGAAACGGGUACUGACAUGGAAAUAGAGCAGCCAGCACCCGACUUGAUCAGCUUGAACCCACUGCGGGACCACCGUUACUGUAAGACUGAGGAUGGACAUGCAGACUCUGAAAUGGAGGACAGCAUGUCCACAAAUCCACUCACUGUGGAAGGCAGCGAUGAACAAAUACAGGACCUUAUUCACGACUUCUUGGAAUACUUUUAUGGGAAGUAUGGGAGCUUUAUUGCCCUUAGUGACAGUGAUGUACUGGAGCACCUAAAUAAUAAGUUGAACACUGACCUCUCUGACAGAAAGCUGUUUGUCUGUGCUGAAGUGACGAAGUACAGGUCUGGUCUCGCGUCUGCUCCUAUGCAUUAUUUCAAAGUGACCUACAACAAGCACACUCUCACCUUGGAUGACCUGUCCACCCUGGAGAACCAGAACUGGGUUAAUGAUCAGGUCAUAAAUAUGUAUGGAGAAUUAAUAAUGGAUGCUGUUAAUCACAAGGUCCAUUUCUUCAACAGCUUCUUUCACAGGCAGCUUGUAGCCAAAGGCUAUGAGGGCGUGAAGAGGUGGACCAAAAAGGUUGAUUUGUUCACCAAAACCCUGCUACUGAUCCCCAUCCACCUGGAGAUCCACUGGUCCUUGAUCACUGUGGAUAUUGGGAAACAGCACAUCAACUUUUAUGACUCCCAAGGCAUUGUGUUCAAACAUGCUGUUGAUAACAUCUUGCGAUACAUUUUGGCUGAAGCGAAAGAGAAGAAGCAGGCAAUGUAUCAGAAAGGCUGGAAGACCAUUGUAAAUAAGAGUAUUCCACAGCAGAAGAAUGACAGUGACUGUGGGGUCUUUGUUUUAGAAUACUGUAAGUGCCUGGCGUUAAAGGAACCGUUGCAGUUCACUCAGGAGGACAUGCCUAAAGUUCGCAAGAGGAUCUACAAGGAGCUCUGCGAAUGCAAACUUCAAGCCUGAGUUGACACGACCCAAACUGCUCCACGGAUAUGGUCCCUACGUUUGCCUCCGAGGCCGACCGCUGUCGCUUGUAUACUUUUUUGAAACCUUUUCGUAAUUGUGGAAAGUGUGACAGACAGGAUGGUCCGGUGUUUUUUGGUAGCUCGUUAAGUACGCCCCGCAAAGGAUGCCACAGAGCAACUGCUGUCCGCCAUGGCUGAAUCCUGUCCAUCCGCAGUAGCCGGAUGCUGUUGUUGGGCCUUUGGGAACACUUCCCUUGCCGGCCAAGACUCGAUUACCUCACGCUCACUUGUAGUUUGCUUGUGGCAGUUUGCGAGUUGUUUGUCACGAGCGUGUGCUUUAAGAUGACGAUGAUGUCUAUGCUGAAACGUGUGACUUGAUGACUGUGAAGCAACCAUCCAGAAGGUAGGUUUUUUUUUUAAAUUUUUUUUUAUUAAAAAAAAAAAGGAGCUAUAGUUCUUAAUCUACCAAGGCCCUAAAAAAACUUGAACUUUUUUUUAAAUAAUACAAAGUUACAGUGUAAUAUAGUUGCUAUGUAAAGUGAAGAUAACAACGGGAAGCUUUUGACUGAAUGUACUUAUAAAGUGCGCGUGCGUUUUAAGAACAGGUACAUUAUCAAGCGGAAGUCCCUUCUCAGCAUUACCCAGAGGUAGCAGGGUUUACCUGCCAAGCAAUGGACCAAGGUUGAGUCUUAAAGGUGGCAUGCCAUCGGAAUUGCUUAUUUUAACAUACAUCUUUAUUUUAAACUUUAGACAUGACGCAUUGUUUCAAUGGCACAAAUCACGUAUUUGUGAUAGAAACCUGCCUGAUUUAUCAACAGCGGGCAUUACACGCUGACUUCACUAAAAGUUCUCUUAAAUGAACGUAACGCACAACUGAACACGUCUGCGUUGGACAUUGUGUUUGAACUGUGUUGGAUGAGAGCAAUUUCCACUUCUGGUUAAUGUUCCCUGGGCAUCCUGUGUUACUAACUGGUGCUUAGCUGUUGGUUUUUAGGCUGACUGCAUUUGCUUUUCAGCUUUUUGUAAUUCUUCCUCAUCAUUACAAAGUCUGAUUUUUGUGUGUCUACUUUUAGUUGUCUGAGUUUUCAUAUCACUGCAAAAUGCACAUAAGCAGACGCAUGCAAAUAUAGAACUACGGUUGGACAUUGACAACAUUGCAUUUACAGUUAUUCAUUUAGCAGACGCUUUUCUCCAAAGCGACAUACAUUUCAUAGAAGUCAUGUCAGUCAAACUUUUUUCUACAUAGUGUAGUUUCACUGAAGAAAUGCUUUCACUGGUUACCGAUGGUGGCCUUAAUUCCCCUUUUGUCUUUUUCCAUCAGUGAAAAAUGCUUAAAUUAGAACCAUUUCAUUUAAGUUAAUCAACCUGACUUUUUUGGCAACAGCUUUAGCUACCGGCAUUGUGUGUGUGUGUAUAUAUAUAU
Scleropages formosus (Asian bonytongue) is the source of this 3671-nucleotide messenger RNA. Its product is annotated as sentrin-specific protease 5-like. The transcript is spliced from 10 exons. The coding region runs from base 180 to 2246 and encodes 688 amino acids. The record is from RefSeq and is a predicted model, not a curated record. NCBI's taxonomy places the organism in Eukaryota, Metazoa, Chordata, Actinopteri, Osteoglossiformes, Osteoglossidae. Gene Ontology annotation, molecular function: deSUMOylase activity. Gene Ontology annotation, biological process: proteolysis; protein desumoylation. Gene Ontology annotation, cellular component: nucleus.